CGCAUCGCACUGACUGAAGUGCUUCAUAAAAACCUCCAAAACCGCCUCGAUUGUCUCACUUUCUACCCAGUGACUCUUAGCCAUCAGCAGAGCUGCGAUGCUCUAGAUCAUGCAGGAUUUGACUAUUUCUUUUUUCAGUUCCCAUUUUAUUUUUUAUUUUAUUUUAUGUACUUUUGCUGGAUAGCCUGCUAAAGUGUGAAACAUUCACAGUUCGUCAGAGUCACAUUCAUCUGGUCACUUGUAGUCUCGAACCGAGCGUUGAACUUUUGUGAAAGCUACAAAACAGGACACCCGUUGUCGACACCCAGUCUGUGAUAUAUUUGGCCUGACAACAUUUGCGUCAUGAGUGAACAGAGUAUCUGCCAGGCGCGAGCUGCUGUGAUGGUGUACGACGAUGCCAAUAAGAAGUGGGUCCCAGCUGGUGGCUCCACUGGCUUCAGCAGAGUCCACAUCUACCACCACACAGGCAACAAUGCCUUCCGUGUAGUAGGACGCAAGAUCCAAGAUCACCAGGUGGUGAUAAACUGUGCAAUUCCCAAGGGUCUGAAGUACAACCAGGCAACGCAGACCUUCCACCAGUGGCGUGACUCCAGACAGGUCUAUGGCCUCAACUUUGGCAGCAAGGAAGAUGCCAAUGUAUUUGCCAGUGCCAUGAUGCAUGCCCUGGAGGUGCUCAACUCCCAGGACUCAGGCCCCACAUUGCCCAGACAGGGCCCACAGGUUCAGAAUGGCCCCACACCAGAGGAGAUGGACCUGCACAGAAGGCAGCUUCAGGAGCUGCAGAGGCAGAAGGAGUUGGAGCGAGAGCGUCAGGAGCACGAGCGCCUGGAGCGAGAGAUGCUAGAGCGUGAGCAGGAGCGUCAGGAGCGAGAACGUCAGGAACGGGAGCGUCAGGAGAGGGAGAUGCAGAUGGAGAGGGAGCGACUAGAGCGGGAGCGCCAGGAGCAACAGGAGCGCACUGAGCAUGAGCUAAUGGAGAGGGAGAAGGCGGAGAGAGAGCGGCUGGAGAGGAAGCAGCAGGAGCAGUUGGACAGCGAGCAACAGGACUGGGAGAGAGGGAGACGUAUCUCUAAUGCUGCUUUUGAAAGCACCCUGUACACUCCCACACCGCAAGAUUACAGCAGAACAUCCUCAACACCCGUAUCUCCAUCCACGCCCAUCUACCCAGCUCCUGGGACACAAUCAACCUCCUCCACCACACCCCCAACCCCGCCACUCAGGCACUCAGCCUCCCGAUUCGCCACUUCACUCAGUUCUGCCUUCCACCCAGUCUUGCCUCACUACGCCACAGUCCCGAGGCGACAGCAAGCCUUUCUACAAGCCCCACCCCCUGUUCCUGCUCCAGCCCCCGCCCCUCCUCCUCCACCCAAGUCUGUUGUGUGGUCAGCGUGCAACUUUACCCCCCUGCCUCCAUCACCCCCUGUCAUGAUAAGCAGUCCGCCAGGAAAGGCCACAGGUCCGCGGCCACUCAUCCCCAUCGCAGCAUCUUCCCCUCUGACCCAGAAGCCACCGUCGCCAUCCCCCAAUGGCCCGCCCAUGUUCCCAGCACCCUCUCCUCUGACCAUACCACACAGCCAUACCCCUAUUGGCAUUGCCUGCGCAACCCCACCUCCCCCGCCCACCCCGCCCCCUCUCCCCUCCCGUGUAGCUCCCCAUCCAUCUUCCUCCUUCAACUCGUCUCCCCCCUCCUCAUCCCAGGCUCCGGGUAUGCCCUCUCCCUCCACAGCGCCCCUUGCUGCUGCAGCCACUGCCGCCACCUCUGCCUCUGUUGAGCACCUCUCCCUCCCCGUGGGCCUGGGCCUGUUGGGGCCGGGAGAGCCGGACACAGCCGCAGGCCCAGAGCCCCACCCACCUCAGGGGGGCUUCACCUGUCAGCCCCAGGAUUUGGUUCAGACCCCGGGGUUGACAACCCACACUCCUCCUCCACCUCCACCCCUGCCACCCAGCUCCACUGUGACCUCUGCGAAUGCCCCCCUGGCUGCCACCCCCACCACCCAGGCCAUCCACCCUCCUCCACCCCCGCCUCCUCCACUCCCUCCUACAUUGACUCCUUGUGGGACGCCCCCCCCUCCACCAGGUCCACCUCCUCCUCCUGGAGCCCCACUCCCUCCUCCGGCACCUCCCCUUCCUGCCGGAUUGUUCUCUCCUACAGAGGACCGCCCCGUCUCAGGCCUGGCCGCCGCCCUCGCUGGGGCCAAGCUGCGCAAAGUGCCAAGGUGUGACGAUGCAGGGGCAACUCUGGCAGCAGCCAUGUCGGGGGCUGGAGGGGCUGCAGGGGCCAAAUCUGAAGCCAGAGGCAAUGGCCCUCUGGCUGGAGGAGGGGGGCUUAUGGAGGAGAUGAGUGCCCUGUUGGCCAGGAGGAGAAAAAUAGCAGAGAAGGGCUCAUCACCUGAACCUGACCAGAGAUCAGAGGAGGGCGAAAUAAACACAACCCCUAAAAUGUCAGCCUGUAGCACACCAGACAUGCCCAGGAAGCCAUGGGAAAGAACAAACACCAUGAAUGGUAGCAAAUCUCCAGUUAUUGGAAGACGAGAGUCUCCGUGGAGAUAUCCCAUGGGAGCAGAUUCUUCCAACAGACCUAAAUCCACUCCUACACCUACUGCAUCCUUAAGUUCCAACGGUGUGCCAACAGAAGCUGUUGACUAUGAUAGAUUGAAACAGGACAUUCUGGAUGAGAUGAGGAAGGAGUUGUCGAAGCUAAAAGAAGAGCUCAUUGAUGCAAUCAGGGAGGAGCUGGGCAAGUCCAGCACGGCAUAGAGGAUCCAAACUUGAUGUUCAGAACAUCUACAUCCACAUGACCCAACAGAUAACCACGGUCAAUUUAAGACAUGACAAAACAACAGCAGAAUACAACAGCAACAAACGGUGGAGACGGUAAUGAUGACAAUAUUCAUAUAAUCAUAUUAAUACUGAGAGAGGACUUUACUUGGGGUGGAGCAGCAUUGGACAAAACAACAAUGGACAGGGUAGUGGUGGAAAGCUUGUAACUGAUAGCUGUGACUCACAGAAUCCAUUCUGCAGAGUCUUGUGUUCCUGCACCCCCCUUCAAUCCAGCUGUGGGCAUCUCAUCCUGGGGGACAGUGCAAGGUCUGAAAGAGAAGCAAAAGUCUUUAUGCAAAGAUGAUUUCUCUUUCUUAUAUAAUAAUAUUGACCUCUUUGAUGAUACUGUAUUAACUAUUGUCGCAUAAGUGAACAGCAACAUUGAUGCUAAGAAUCAGAACUCUUGUGAUUUACUAUCAAAAGGCAUGUUUUAUUAAGUGAGUUUGGCGACUGGAAGAAGGUGGGGAUGGAAUUUUUUUUUUUUCUCCCAUAAUGCCAUAGGGGUAGCGUGCUUGCGUGCGUGUUUGGGUGAGUGAGUGUCUAUGGGGGACAGUUUCUGGUGAAAUCCACCGCUGCAGGACACUGUAAAGCUUGUCUUCCUAAAAUACUAUUUUAACCUGAACAUGUAUAAAAGAGAGAAAAAGUUAUUUAGAAAAAAACAUAUCUAUCAACCAUGUCUGUUUCAGUGUAGAUCAAUGGCCAUAUAAGGUAGCUCAAUAAUCCAGUAUUUAAACAGGAAGCUCUCAUGUCUUUCUCUUCAUCUGUGGAAUCAUAAUCAGGUGUGCCGUUUCCCUCCUGAAGUGAGCACUCUGUGGAGACAUUUCACUGUCAUGCUAGUUGACCAUGAACAGACAUGUAGAUAGAAAUGACUUCCUUCCUGUACUUUUUGAUUUGAAGACUCUCUCCCCCUUUCUCUGUCAGUCUCUGUCAUGUUUGUCAUAUUUAGGUACUCUGUUUAGUGUAUGUACGGUUGUGUUCUUUAUAAGGUGAAGGUCACAAGUCUGCCACGAAACUGUAUUAACUGUCACAAGUUUUAUUACAAGCAAUAAGUGUAGCAUCUAUUUUAAGACCCAACUUCCCAAGUCCCAAUACUACCAAACAUAUUUCAUUGUUUGUCUGUCCUUUUUGGCCCUCCUGAGCCCUUGUUGGCCAACUUUACUGUGUGACACUACACCACCUCCUGUCAACUGUAUUGCAGAUUUUCUGUGAAACUGAAGGCUGACAUGAAAGAAGAUCAGUACAACACUGUAAGACACGAUUUCAUGGAAUUUCUCGAUCAUAAUAAUCUCCUUUUUUAUUUUGGAUUUUUUUCCUAUAAAAUCCAAGGAUACUGUAUCCUUAGCCAAAUUGGAGUUGAACUGAUUUUUAUUGUUUAAUUUACAGCAUUUAUAAGAGUAAAACUUCUAAAAGGUGCACAGGUCAACCCAAAUGUGUAAGAGAUGGUGCCCAUAUACGGACAUGAAUGUGCCAUUUACUUUUUCACCAGUGCUUACUGAUGACGUGUUUGUUUCAUCUUAUUGUCUUUGCCUUUUCCUCCUGCCAAUGUCAAAUCCUUAAAAUGAGAAGCUGUAUUUUCCCUAAACAUAUGUAGAAGGGAGGUGUCACUUUAUUCCAAAAAUCUUUUGUUUCAACAUUUCUUUCAGUUCAGUGCUGAGUUUGUUGAGUACAAUCAACCUGAGAGGGAUAUGUUGGGAGCUGAGACUGGUGUCAAUAAACUGUAGCUGUUAUUCCAAUAUUUCAUGUUGAAGUAACAGAUAAAAGUCCAUGUUAGUUACAAUUCUGUUCUCUGUAUCCAAAUAAGAUCCUGGGGAGGGACAGCCUCACUAAUACAAUCAAACCUCAUGACUCUUUAACAGUCACUUUACAGUGGAGUCUGCUGGAAAACUUGGCACAUAAUAGCAACCUUUUGAUCUACCAGAGGAUUCUAAGUUGAUAUGAUAUCCCGAAAAAUGUUAUAAAGUUAUGCUUUAAGUAAUUUAGAAUGAACAGUAUGAAUUUUGUGGUAUCUUGAUUGUUACAAGCAUCGAACUGAGAACUUACAAGGCAGUACAGUGUGCAUGCUAUCACCGAAGUAUACCCUUAAUGUCAUCAUUCUUUGCAACAAUAACUGUAUUUGUAACUUAAAGGGGUACUUCAGUGAUUUAAUAUUUAACUUCUAUAAAGUUGGGAGUCUUGCAAUAGACCAAUAUUUAAAAAGAAGGGUUAAAAGCGCAAAAACAGAGGCCAAGAUAUUCAGACUCUUAGUCCCUAGACUGAGUCAAGCUUUAAAAAUGCUUGGUCCCACAGUUCUCAUAAUGCAACUCUUUUCAUGAGACCCUCUUUGCCUGAUUAACAACCACGCCUUUCAAACUACAUACUCUUUGUACUGGUUUCUGAUCAAAUUUUGUAGAUGCCAAGCCGAAGCAGCGAUAACCCCAUCACUACAAGACAAAAUAAGUGUAAUUUUUCAGAGUUCAGGAAGCUCUUUCAGAGUCACAGAAAACAUUACUCAACAUGUAGACUGAUUUUUGAUAUGUAAAAUCUGUAUGUAGAGUGCCCCUUUCAUUUACUAUUAAGAGAAUUGUCUAAUGAGUUAUCAUCAUGCAUAGCUUUUAAACCUGGUAUCCUACUGAAAGGUUUGUUAAUGAGGGGUUGUCUGUGGCUGUUGGAUUUCAUACAAUACAGCUGUUCAAGAGCUUGGAUGUUAUAGAUUUGCUACAAAAGAAACAAACACUGAGUAAAUUGUUUUCCCCCUCAUUUUCUGUCAUUUGCUUUGGGACAAAUUUGUUAAAAAAAAAAAAAUUGUGGAAAAAAAAAUUGCUUUCAAUUCCAGUUUAGACAUACAGAUAAAAUAAUACUUUGGUUUGACGAGAGUUUUUGACAUUUGCUUCAGCUGGUCUAUUUCAUGCUCUAACUCUCUGUUGAUAAAAUUGUGUCAUCUUUUCAUCUUGACCUGAGUGUUUACAUAGCAUGGAUUGCACUUUACGACCAAAACCAACAGAGCAAACCAACAUAGUCUGACAACGGUUGCUUAAAGCCUCUAUCACCAACAGUAUGGCUAUCUCACCAAAGGAUUCAAACCAGCAGUCUCCUGCUAAACAUAAUCACCCUCAACAAAGUCGCCUUCCUUAUUUUUGUAUCAUUUUGUCAAGAGAUCUAAAAACAGAAAGAUGUCCACCUCUAUAUUCAGUCCUUUGGAUGUGAUGGCAGGUGAAAUGUUUUGAUCAGGAAAAGUUUUUCUUUGUGAAGCUACAGUAUGUGGUCUGUGCCUUGUUCAGAAGUUGCAUUUAUAUGUCAAAGAUAAAAAGAUGAUUUGUAAUAAUAUCUGGGGACUGUAAUUAUGAUCAAAUGCAGUUUUGUUUUUUUUGUCUUUCUUUUUUUCAUCAUGGUCAUUUGAUGGGAAGGGAGAGUUCAUUGACCUUGGUACUGUUCCCCAACAAGAAAACAUCUUUGCACCAAGAUCUUUUUUUCUUUGUUUGUUUGUUUUUUUUACAUAAAUGUGGUUUUUGUCUGAGGUUGCUUUUCUUGCAGGUCAGAAGUAAAAUCAAACCUUUGAGACAUGAGGCCUUUAAGGGUUCAAAGAUGAUCUUUGCUCUGAAAUGAUUUUUCUAAACCUCAAGCCCUCUUGUGAAGUCUAGAUGAGUCUGGCUGCAGUGUUCUGUGUUCCCUCAUGCCAUUUAAAUGUCAUAGAGACUGUUUGUGUUCAGCAGCUUAUCUUUCUUUAAAAAACUUGGAAAUCUCUAAGAAAAACUAUUUUGUCCUCUGCAAUGAGGUCUGCUCCAUGUUAAUAUCAGAUUGCUGAUGGAAACAUUCGUCUUUGUCUGUAAACUCAGUUUUCUGCUGAAGGAACUGAAAGAAUUUGUGAAUUUGCAGGAAUAUUUCCAGAUAUUAAUUUGACUGAAGCAAGUUUCAUGGAAGGGUUUCCCGACUAAUUCUUUAAUCAUCUGCAUUGUACCAUACUGUUCUCACAUUAAUUAGUCUUUCUUACAUGCUAAUAUAUUGUUUUGUUUGAGCAAAUUAAAUAAAAAUCACAAUA
This is a messenger RNA of Xiphias gladius (swordfish), 6835 nucleotides long. It is a transcript of the gene enah, whose product is annotated as ENAH actin regulator. The record is from RefSeq and is a predicted model, not a curated record. Gene Ontology annotation, biological process: axon guidance; actin polymerization or depolymerization; actin polymerization-dependent cell motility. The coding region runs from base 343 to 2757 and encodes 804 amino acids. Gene Ontology annotation, molecular function: profilin binding; SH3 domain binding. The transcript has 15 exons. Lineage: Eukaryota; Metazoa; Chordata; Actinopteri; Istiophoriformes; Xiphiidae.